AUGUACAAUGUUUCUGAUGAUUUAGCUUAUGGUGAUCGUGAGGGCUAUAGAGUGCAUCUAGUGGCUACAGUCCUCCGCAAUUUGGUAGUUGAUAGCAGUUCUACUCUCCAUCAUAUUGUUGAACUGGAUGGUGAACUUGUUGAUGAGAGCACUGGUGUGUCCAAUUCAUUUCUUAUUGGCGAGCACAAGCAGGCGUUGCGAUUCAUUUUCCUCUGUGCCUAUGCUAAUCAUAGUGGUCUCCAGCACUUAGCUCUGGAAACGUUAUCUUUGCUUCGAGUUCCCCUUUUCCACAGCAUGGGAUCUGUUUUGAGAGAUUUGUUUCUCAACUUGAUUGGCAGUGAUGACAGAUCUAUGCUCAUGCGCGGUCUACAAAUGAUGAAAUCUCUCUGUGAGACCCCUCUUUCUACUACUUUAUCAAGUCUUCGACCUUCAUGUUCUGAAGUGACACAUUCUGGCAUGCAAGAUUAUGCUACAUUUCUGUCAUCUCUACCGUCUUCUGUAUUUUCAACUAUUACUAGCAUUCUUUAUCUUCGUGAUAUGCAUCUUGUUGUGCUAGCUAUGGAUACUCUUUACACCCUUUCCUGUCUCGGAUCUAAAGUAUGCCACUCUCUUUUGCGGAAAACUACCUCGGAUUCUACUUCGCAAUUUCAGACCCGCGUUGGUUUGCAUGAACCGGACACAGUGCUUGCUUCUCUCUUUUCAAUGUUAACACGUGAAGCUCAGGCUAUGGGGUCGGAUAGCUUGAUCCGAGUCCGUGUUAUGCAAGCUCAUGGCUCAUCCAGUCUACUUGGCGCUACAGCUGCAUCUAGGGCACCAAUUCCCAUUGUCCCUACUUCAAAAAAUAGCCUUAUCUCCCGUGAGUCUUCUAAGCCUUCCGUGCCUGCUGGCUCCGGUGAUACACUAAAAUCAUCUACAAAAAUGUCGAUUCCUCCACUAGUCCCUGUUACAAGGAGGUUGUCUUCACUGUAUCUUCCUACUUUACCACAUUCGCCGGGCCUAUCCACCGUCUCAACUCCGUCGGCAAGCGCGUCCCUCACACCGGGCCACGUCAUCACGGCUGUAACCUCAUCUUCCUCACUCUUUGCUCCAUUGGAAUCUGAUUCGGAAUCUGCGUCUGUCUCUAUCGUCACACCUAGCAACAGCCAAACUACAACUGCUGUUUCUGCCUCAUUUGUCACCGGUUUGGUCUCUUCUGGUCAACAUGUAUACCAUAUACAGCCAGCACAAUCAGGACUACAAUCUUCUUUCGUGUCUCCUCUAUCAACUCAACUACUGUCUACUGUACAGAGAAUGUUACCACAAAAUCUCGGAUCUAUUCACGCAAAGCCAUCUGCAAUCACCCUAUCUUGUUCUCCCGGUCAACUCUUGCAGAUCCGUUCAACCACUGGCUGUCCUCCUAUUGCAAACCAAGCUAUCUUUGCUCAAGUGCUAACUCCCAGCACCCCAUCAGCUUCCGUCAGCCUAAUUGUCAAGCCUGGACUUCCUUGCCCUCGCCUACCCACAAACUCCCAAAUGAUAGACCAAUCGACCCUUCCACCAGUUUUCUCUCAAGCAGUCAUCUCAUCCGAUAACUGUGUACAGACAAAUGGCAUUGCGAGCCAACCUCAUUUACUCCCUCAGCAAGGUUCUUCCUCUUCCUCGUCUCCAGUAACUCACAAGCGGUUCUUCUCGCUUUCUGCAGAUGGGUCACCGGCUAGAUUAAGUGGAGCGACUAUUAGUCUUACUUCUGAGGCUCGUCAGGAGUUCUGUUCCCGUUGGCUGCGUUCUAACUACGUUUUUCACAGCCUCUCUAGUGUACCUCGUGUACAGAUUUAUGCAGAUUAUCAGAAGGCAAUCCAGCGAGUGUUUGCUAGUUCUAAUUCUCUCAGCGCAGUAGAAUUCCAUAAUGAGGUCAAGUGA
Molecule: messenger RNA, 1899 nt
Organism: Protopolystoma xenopodis
Lineage: Eukaryota; Metazoa; Platyhelminthes; Monogenea; Polystomatidea; Polystomatidae
Source: the annotation of a GenBank genome assembly